Lathyrus sativus (Indian pea) is the source of this 1245-nucleotide messenger RNA. Lineage: Eukaryota; Viridiplantae; Streptophyta; Magnoliopsida; Fabales; Fabaceae. The record is from the annotation of a GenBank genome assembly.
AUGGAAGCUGAAGGUGAUAAAAAAUUCAAGGUUGAUCAAGCACCACCUCCUCCAUCAACAAAACAAGAACUUGAAAGUAGCACAUAUGAUAAUAUUUUGGAAACUGAUCAUUCUGUUAUAGCAAACAACCACAACCCUAUUACGUCGUUGUCAUUGUCGUCAUCGUCGUCAUCCCAAAACCCUUUCUUAGUUCAGAGUGAUGCAACCACUAACAAUAUUACAAAUAACAUGGAUAACAAUAGUUCAAACACAAGUGUUUCUAAUCCUCUAGAUGAAACACACUCUUCACCACCUACACGUGAAUCAUCACAACAGAAUUUAUUACAUGAAAAAACCAAUACAAAUAGUAAUGACUCUGAUGGAAGUACAACUAUAACUACACCUUCUCCAACUUUUGAAUUACCAAAUCAUGAACACAACCACACUUCUACAGGAGCAACCAAUAAUGAAAAUCCAAAUUUAGGGUUGGCCUCUCAUGUAUCUAGAGAAUCAAGUGAUGUAGGUUCUGUAGCAGGAGGACACCAUUCACCAUCUAUUUCAUCUGGCCAAACCCUAGAACAUGGCAUGAACAAAGGACCGGAGAUACAAACCCCUCAAGUACAAGUGAUGGAGCGUCCGAAUGAAACCACCGCCACUUCCCCGUAUGUUUUUCCAUCUCAUGUGUUUGCUAGAAACAGCACAAAUGUGCCGGUAGAAUGGAGCACUGCAUCUAAUGAAUCUUUGUUUAGCAUUUACAUGGGUAACAUGAGCUUCUCUAGUGAAUUAGCCUGCUUUAAAUCUUGUGAAAUGGAUAAGCCAGGUGAUGCAAUCACGGGUGAUCAACAACCGAAUGCUUCUUCGCCAAAUAAUCAACCUCCAACACCGGUGAACAAAUUCAAUGAUAUAAGCCAGAGAACUGCUGAGUUGCAUGAAGAAGGUUUGAAGGUAACAGAAGCAAAAGCUGCUGAAACGAUGAGAGAAGUCAUAAUGGAAAAUUCUCGAACCACGGAGAAUAUGCAAGAUAAAAGAUCUAGUUCUCUACAUCCUUCAGAUAGUAGCACCAAAUCUUAUGCAUUUCAAACAUCAAAAGAGAGAGAUAAAAAUGUUUCAUCCAAGGGUGCUGGAGAAAAGCAAACACAACAGAAGAAGUCAGAGGAAAAUGAAACAACAAAAGAAGUUAAUGAGGAAGCAAAGUCAAACACAAAUGAAGCUCCAACUCCAAAUAAAUGGCUAGGUUGUUUCUCAUGUUGUACAUCCUGUCAUUAG